AUGAAUUUCCUAGUCGAGAUUCUGAGUGGCUCAUCGUUCGAGAUUGAGGUGGAUUACAAGGAUACAUUGUUAGAGGUAAAACAGAAGAUCGAGAAGUCUCAAGGUAUCCCAGUUUCAAAACAAACCCUUAUCGUCGACGGCGUUGUUAUUCUUCGAGAGGAUCUCAACGUUCAACAAUGCCAGAUCCUCCACGAUUCUCUUCUCCAACUCGACGUAUCUUCUGACGAGAACCCUAAUGACAACGGUGACGAUCAAAUACCCCAAAUCGAGCAAUCUCCAGAACCGUGGAUUUCAGUUGAAGAGCACUUUGAGGGGCAAGGUUGGCCUUUGACAACCGAUGAGAUCAGAAAGAUUUAUAGUUAUCAGACAAAGACAACCCAAGGGAUCAAUAAGGUUCAAGAUUCGCAAGUGAUGGUAAGAGGCAACAAUAGAGUCUUGACGAGAGUGAAGAUUGAGAGCGACAAUAACAAUGAUCAAGUGCUUCAAACCAAUCAAGCUCAAUAUUCGUCUUGGAAGCCUCCGAAUAUGAGACGUUGA
Camelina sativa (false flax) is the source of this 537-nucleotide messenger RNA. The record is from RefSeq and is a predicted model, not a curated record. Lineage: Eukaryota; Viridiplantae; Streptophyta; Magnoliopsida; Brassicales; Brassicaceae.